Messenger RNA from Fusarium redolens, 1731 nucleotides. RefSeq lists its product as uncharacterized. NCBI's taxonomy places the organism in Eukaryota, Fungi, Ascomycota, Sordariomycetes, Hypocreales, Nectriaceae. Bases 47 to 1579 code for a protein of 510 amino acids. Gene Ontology annotation, cellular component: nucleus. The transcript has 6 exons. The record is from RefSeq and is a predicted model, not a curated record. Gene Ontology annotation, biological process: positive regulation of transcription by RNA polymerase II. Gene Ontology annotation, molecular function: DNA-binding transcription factor activity, RNA polymerase II-specific; zinc ion binding; transcription cis-regulatory region binding.
CAUUUUGCUUUUCGCUUUCCCAGACGCCCACACUUCAUGACACGAUAUGGGACGGACCGGGCAAAGAAUCUCGGGUUGUAAGAAUUGCCGUUUAAAACAUCUGAAAUGCGACGAUGAAAGGCCGUGUGCUCAGUGCGUCAAGAGAAACCUCCAUUGCGACAGAAGUCUCCAAUGUCGAUUUCGCCACAGCAGUAUUGGCUCGACAACACGUGGAAAAGGAUUAGACUUUCCAUCUGGUCAACGGUGGUGCAAGCUCUUGAAGCAAAAGAUCGAGUUUGUGGAUCAGACGUUAGACAUCGUUCGAUCAUUCAACUCAUUUUCAGACCCCGGAGCCUACCCCAGCUCUUCGGAAGGCCAGCCCUUUUGCUUCCUAGAAAGACAAGACGCAGAACAUACCUCACCAUGUAUCGAUGGUCAACAUGAUGUCGACGGUGUGGGACAACGUCUGACCAGCUCGACUUACUCGCAUACAGAUAGUCAACCCCAAGCGUCUAGUAAUCUAGACCACGCCACUUUGCCAUUUCAUCAACAUUCUGACCAAUUGCCUGAGCUGGUGUUUCAGGAAUACACAACCAUUGCGACCGAGCAGAUCGAUAGUAAUCUGCAUAACACCGGAUAUACAACACAGGGUACCUAUUCUUCAUACGGUGAUAAAUACCAGCUACGUCUACCCACUUGCGUGCUCAAGCGAGACGAGGCAGAGUUGGUUCGUCACUUCUUUUCCGGUUUCAGCGAUGCUUUCGAUCUUGGGGAUCCAGAUCGGGCAUUCUCCAGUUGGUUAUCAACCCGAGUGUUGCAACAUCCUCGACUUCUAGAGUCUAUCUUGACGAUCGCCUCGAGACACUUUGGCAAGGGGGAGACCAAUACAACUUGCCUGGAUUCAGCAGCUGAGCCGUCUUCUGAUUACACUCAAUGCUUGCCUAGCAUUAGUUCAUAUAUUGACUCUACUAUCCACAAGACUCAUUCUGUUGCGAACCUGUUAUCGCGAUUUGCGCAUAGCAUGGAAGCUAAAUGCUCGGCCUCUCCUCCCUCCCUCGGUCAAGCGAACAUGACGGACGAACCGAUAGAACCCUUUAAACAAGAGGACCUCCCCGAAGCUGCCUGGUGGGCGAACCUGCGACUGGAAGCCUACUUGGCAGUUGUCACUCAGGCACCUUUCCCAUCAAACUUAGAUUCCCUGCGCGCAGACAAAAAAGGUGCUCCCGUCGAUGACAAAGACUGGGCGAACCUAAUGCUUCUUCACCUGGCAGACAUCAUCCGAUACUGCUUCUCAGACAAUAAAGAUACCGGGCACUAUGCUGCGCUGCUGAAAGAUACUACUAUCUGGUCUAAAUCAAAACCAGAUUCCUUCGAUCCUAUAUAUACAUGUCAUCACUCCGAGGAACAAGUACUUCCAGACAUAUGGCUGUAUAGUGAGCCAGUGGCUGCUGGCUUGCAAUACUACCAUCUUGGCAGGAUGCUUCUUAUUUCUCACGAUCCGCGUCUUCCCAAGAUUGGACUUGCAAAGAACAGCACAAUGAAGCGAAUAGAGGUACAAAAGCACGGGGCUACCGAGAGACCUUUGUCUAAUGUCGAGUAGCUCGAAAUGAAGAACGAUACCAAGAUAGUCUGCGCAAUCGCCCAAGGCAUGGGCGAAGCCAGUCCCACAUACCUGUGCGUUUAUGUUAUAGUCCCGAAGCUUUGGUGAUCAUGCUCAUGUAUAUUGAGGACUGCUUGCAUGGCCAUAGCCUU